AAAAAUAUAUAAAUAUCUCUAUAUACAUCUAUAUAUACAUAUAUAUGUAUGUAUAGGUCUCUGUGCAUAUUUAUAUCGUCUCCUCUUCUUCUUCGUCUCUCACUUUUCAGCGUUUCUGACCAAAUUCUCUCCGUGUUUCCUUCUGCUUCAGGUUCGCGUUUCUCUCAAUGUCUCUUUUAAAGUUUCUUAAAAUCUGUCUGAAAAUUACCUGUGAAUCUCAGAAAACAUGUGUUCUUGUCUUUGAUUCAUGUCAUUAUCCCAAUGCUUGAUCUUACAUUUCGUCUAAUCUUUAGUUAGAUCUUAGAUUCGUUCUCCAGCUAAUUCUGGGUGAUAUUUUAACAAAGUUCUUAGUACAAUGGGAUCUGUUGAUGCUGCUAAUGGAAGUGGGAAGAAACCUACAGUUAUAUUUGUUCUUGGUGGUCCAGGAAGUGGAAAAGGUACCCAGUGUGCUUAUAUUGUUGAACAUUAUGGUUACACACAUCUGAGUGCUGGAGAUCUUCUUAGAGCUGAGAUUAAAUCAGGUUCUGAAAAUGGAACUAUGAUCCAGAAUAUGAUUAAAGAGGGGAAGAUUGUACCUUCUGAGGUUACUAUCAAGCUUCUACAGAAAGCUAUUCAGGAAAACGGGAAUGACAAGUUCCUCAUUGAUGGUUUCCCUCGUAAUGAGGAAAACCGAGCAGCAUUUGAAAAAGUUACUGAGAUUGAACCAAAGUUUGUCUUAUUCUUCGAUUGUCCUGAGGAAGAGAUGGAGAAGCGCCUGUUGGGCCGAAACCAGGGGAGAGAGGAUGACAAUAUUGAGACUAUAAGGAAGCGCUUUAAGGUGUUUCUUGAAUCUAGCUUACCAGUGAUUCAUUACUACGAAGCUAAGGGGAAAGUUAGGAAGAUUAAUGCUGCAAAGCCCAUUGAAGCUGUCUUCGAGGAGGUGAAGGCAAUUUUUUCUCCUGAAGCUGAGAAGGUUGAAGCCUAGGCUGCAGCAUCGUAAAAAGAUACCGAAAACCCGAUAAAUUGAUCAGGUAGAGUUGGGUGUGUUGCAUCUUUCUUACAGGAAGUCUCUGCUUGGCCGUAUUUGUUUUUUUGCUUAUUAACCAUAUGAUUGAUUACUGUUAUUAUUAUACACAAUUUACCUAUUAUAUAAUUUUUGUUUUGUUUCAAUUUUUGUAUUUGAUGGGAUUUUUGUUGGGACUUUUGUCUGCCAAUCUGUGAUUGGUUCAUUGUAAUUUCAUACAGUUGAAUUCAUGCGAUUUUAUAAUAUUACUAAUGUAUAUAGAUGAUUAUAUCGAUGUGUGGUUAAUAGAUCACAUUUUAAAA
This is a messenger RNA of Arabidopsis thaliana (thale cress), 1305 nucleotides long. It is a transcript of the gene PYR6, whose product is annotated as P-loop containing nucleoside triphosphate hydrolases superfamily protein. Bases 356 to 964 code for a protein of 202 amino acids. Gene Ontology annotation, cellular component: nucleus; cytoplasm. Lineage: Eukaryota; Viridiplantae; Streptophyta; Magnoliopsida; Brassicales; Brassicaceae. The transcript has 9 exons. Gene Ontology annotation, molecular function: nucleobase-containing compound kinase activity; ATP binding; dCMP kinase activity. The record is from RefSeq and is marked reviewed. Gene Ontology annotation, biological process: pyrimidine nucleotide biosynthetic process; 'de novo' pyrimidine nucleobase biosynthetic process.